AUGCCUAUUAUCGGAAACUUCUCGGCCUGGAUUCAAGUUGACAAUCAACCUCUGCCCGAAUACCAGAUUGAGUAUUCGCAAGAUGGUAGAAAAGCGACGUGCUGGAUACCUUCAGAGGCCGGCAAAGAGUUCCAAAUCUGCUAUCGCGAUAGUGAACGUUCGAAAACGACAGCUUCCAAAGUGAGGAUCGACGGACAUAAAUGCGCUGGGAAAAUAAUAUACUCGAAGAUUUCACAUCCUACACGUAGUUCGACUUCAGUGCAAAAGGGAGUUUCAGGGGGAAACAACACUCUCAGGCCUUUUGUAUUCUCUCAUUGUCGAUUAGUGGAGGAUGAAUCUGAACAAAUGGUGAAAAACUUGUCUUCUAUUGGCGAGAUAAAAGUCAAGAUUAGCCAUGUUGAAACUGGUUCAGUCACUGACAACCACGGACAUAUUCCACCCUUCGAUGAGCUUAGGAUCUAUGAACGGGCGAAGAAGGGGAUCACGCACGGAACACAAUUGGGUACUGCCGUUCCACGAGAACCCAAGCAUGCCAGAAAAGUAAAUUUCAAACGGACACAAGUAACCUUUGAGUUCAGGUAUCGCCCGAUAGAUAUCUUGAUGGCCGAUGGCAUUGCCCCUCAACCAACGUCACCACCUUCUGUAAAACGCCAACAUGCGUCAGAACACCUGGAUUUGAUCGAUCUCACUCGUGAUGACGGCCGAGACGAUACUCUGGACAGAAUGCAGCGCAAGAGAAUCAAAAGAGAAGUAAAACAAGAGCCAUCUAUGACCUACGACGAUGCAAUCAUAGACCUGACAUUGUAA
Psilocybe cubensis is the source of this 807-nucleotide messenger RNA. RefSeq lists its product as uncharacterized. Bases 1 to 807 code for a protein of 268 amino acids. The transcript is spliced from 6 exons. NCBI's taxonomy places the organism in Eukaryota, Fungi, Basidiomycota, Agaricomycetes, Agaricales, Agrocybaceae. The record is from RefSeq and is a predicted model, not a curated record.